GGAGCCGUGCCGCGCGGUGCCCGCCGGGAUGUCGGCCGCGCUGGACCUGAAGUCGAAGGAGGAGAAGGACGCGGAGCUGGACCGGCGCAUCGCGGCACUGCACAAGAAGAACGAGGCUUUUCUCCGGCGCUACCAGGAGAUCGAGGAGGACCGGAAGCGAGCGGAGCAGGAGGGCAUCGCCGUGACGGCGGCGCGCCGGCCGCGCACCAGCGAGAGCGACGCGGAGCGCCCGCGCGGUGACAAGAAUCUCUCCCUCGUCGUCCAGGUCGCGCUGAGCCCGGGGGAGAAGCGCGUCGUCAGCGACCGGCGCUCACCCACGGACGGGCUGCGCGAGAGGAACCCGGUGCGCAACUUCCUGGACGACCCGCGGCGCAGCGGCCCCUUCCAGGAGGUCGACCGCAAGGAGGGCAGCCGGCGCCACGGGCGCAACUGGGGGGGCUCCGACUUCGACAAGGUCAAGACGGGCAUGGAGCGCGAGAAGGAGUGGCGCGCCCCGGGUCAGCGGCCGGGCCCCAGGGGCCGGGGGGCGCUGGACAUGACGCUGUCCAUGACGGGCCGGGAGCGCGCCGAGUACAUGCGCUGGAAGCAGGAGCGGGAGCAGAUCGACCAGGAGCGGCUGGCGCGGCAUCGCAAGCCCACGGGCCAGUGGCGCCGGGAGUGGGACGCCGAGAAGACGGACACCAUGUUCAAGGAAGGGUCUGCGCCAGCGCCAGGCCCGGAUGGAGGCAGCCGGCAGGACGAGAGCCGGCGCCCGCCCAAGCCGCCCACCUUCGGGGAGUUCCUGUCUGAGCACCGCAGCGAGCGCCGCAGGAAGGGCCGCGGCCGGGGCGGGGGCACCUCCGCCAAGCCCUACAGCAUGCACGACAACCGCUGGGAGGAGAAGGAGACGCUGCCUCCAGCUGAGGAGAGCGACUGCAGCCCAGGGCCGAGGGGAGAGGCCGUGAGCCCGGCUGCCCAGACACCCCCAGAGCCGCCAGCACCUCCAGUCCCUGAGGAAGACGAGGACCAGUGGGAGGACGUCAGUGGCGAGGAAGAGGAGGAAGACGAGGGGGACGAGGAGGAGGAUGAAGACGGGUCUGGGUCAUCGGACGAGGACAAGGCACCUCCUCCAGGCUCCCCCAAGGCGCAGCGGGCCCCGAAGGCCGGGCGGGGGGCGGCCCCCAAGCUGGCCAUGCCCCCGGCAGGGGUCCCGGCUGGGGAAGGCAAGCCCCUCAGCCCAUUCUCCCCAGUCGAGGGCUACCGGCCUGUCUCGGACUGGGGUGAGGAGAUGGAGCUGAACUCGCCGCGCGGCAACCUGGGGCACAGUCCCCUGCAGGGCCUUGGUGCUGGCCCCCAGGCUGAGGGAGUCAGCGUGGCUGGAGUGGCCACAGACCUGAGCCCCCCAGCGCCCAGCGAGUGCCCGGGAGGGCAGGGAGCACCGGAGGCUGCGCGGCAGGAGGCGGCCGAGCCCGUGGGGGACGCGGAGGCGCCGGCAGCCCCUGGCAUGACGGAGGCACCGGAGUCGGUGACCCCCACGGCCACCACAGAGCUUGAGGCACCAGGUGCCGCGGUGACGCCGCCCGCCGCUGAGCCGGCUCCGGGCACGGUGGAGAUCACGGACUUUGCACGGGGCAGCGGAGGGCCCUGACCCGCUCGUCCAGGACCCUGCAGCCUGCUGAGCCUUUCCGAGCAGCGGGGUCUUCGGAUGGACGUGGCCUCACCGUGGAUCUUGCUGUGGUUCAGCCGUUGGCCUUGCUCCGGGGACUCGCUUGUGGGCCUGCAGGGGCAAAGGGGGCAGAGACCCUUCCCGCUGCGGGGGCCUGGCUGUCGGGGCGGGUGGAGCUGCGCCCUUGAGGCUGCCCCUCGCACCCCAGGGGAGCCCAUCUGGCCCCCCAGUGCCCAGGGGAUGUUAACCCUCUGCUGCCUGCACCUGGCUGGCGCAGGGCGCCGGGCUUCCCCGCUGCCCCCCGGGAAGCUUUGUUCUCCCAUCGGACGCUGGUGAGCAGUUUCUUCCUGGGCUGCUUUGUAUCGUGUCAGGACCGACCGUGUCCCCUCUCUUCUGUUUCUUACAAUAAAGCGGGGACAAGCCCUUGGUCCCCACCGUGCUCUC
Alligator sinensis (Chinese alligator) is the source of this 2089-nucleotide messenger RNA. It is a transcript of the gene CCDC9, whose product is annotated as coiled-coil domain containing 9. Lineage: Eukaryota; Metazoa; Chordata; Crocodylia; Alligatoridae. Bases 29 to 1627 code for a protein of 532 amino acids. The record is from RefSeq and is a predicted model, not a curated record. The transcript is spliced from 13 exons.